Salvelinus namaycush (lake trout) is the source of this 1298-nucleotide messenger RNA. Its product is annotated as synaptotagmin-7-like. Gene Ontology annotation, biological process: regulation of calcium ion-dependent exocytosis; cellular response to calcium ion; vesicle fusion. The record is from RefSeq and is a predicted model, not a curated record. The transcript is spliced from 7 exons. Lineage: Eukaryota; Metazoa; Chordata; Actinopteri; Salmoniformes; Salmonidae. Gene Ontology annotation, molecular function: phosphatidylserine binding; calcium-dependent phospholipid binding; clathrin binding. The coding region runs from base 1 to 1197 and encodes 398 amino acids. Gene Ontology annotation, cellular component: synapse; axon; membrane.
AUGAUAAAACAUCCCUCUCAGUGGCCCCCAGCCAGCCACCAUGAUAAGACGAGACGCCCCAAAAUCCAGCUAGCACCCCACCACCUCCACUCUCCAGACACCCCAGACCCUGGCUGGCACCCCACCACCUCCACUCUCCAGACACCCCAGACCCUGGCUGGCACCCCACCACCUCCACUCUCCAGACACCCCAGACCCUGGCUGGCACCCCACCACCUCCACUCUCCAGACACCCCAGACCCUGGCUGGCACCCCACCACCUCCUCUCUCCAGACACCCCAGACCCUGGCUGGCACCCCACCACCUCCACUCUCCAGACACCCCAGACCCAGGCUGUUGUCCCCAGGCUCUGAGGAUGACGAUGGUGAAGGUGCUGUCAGUGAGAAGCUGGGACGGAUCCAGUUCUCUGUUGGUUACAGCUUCCAGGACUCCACUCUGACCGUCAAGAUCCUCAAGGGUCAGGAGCUCCCUGCCAAGGACUUCUCUGGGACCUCUGACCCCUUCGUCAAGCUCUACCUGCUGCCGGACAAGAAGCACAAGCUGGAGACCAAGAUCAAGAGGAAGAACCUCAACCCUCACUGGAACGAGACCUUCCUGUUCGAGGGUUUCCCGUAUGAGAAGGUGAGGGAGAGGACUCUGUACCUCCAGGUGUUGGACUUUGACCGAUUCAGUCGUAACGACCCCAUCGGGGAGGUAUCCAUCCCUCUCAACAAGCUCAGUGACUUGGGACACAUGCAGACCUUCUGGAAGGAGCUCAAACCCUGCAUGGAUGGAGCUGGGAGGCGAGGGGACCUGCUGGUGUCUCUGUGCUAUAACCCAACAGCCAACACCAUCACUGUGAACAUCAUCAAAGCACGCAAUCUCAAAGCCAUGGAUAUAGGAGGAACAUCAGAUCCCUAUGUGAAGCUGUGGCUGAUGCACAAGGACAAGCGCAUUGAGAAGAAGAAGACUGUGACCAUAAAGUGUUGUCUCAACCCCGUCUUCAAUGAGUCUUUCCCCUUCGAGGUUCCGGCCCACGUCCUCCGGGAGACCACCAUCAUCAUCACCGUAAUGGACAAGGACCGGCUCAGCCGCAACGACGUCAUCGGCAAGAUCUACUUAUCAUGGAAGAGUGGUCCAGCGGAAGUGAAACACUGGAAGGACAUGAUGGGCCGGCCGCGUACUAAUGUGGCCCAAUGGCACGCUCUCAAGGCCUGAUCGUCCCGCAGACUCUCUUCCAUGGCCCCAUACCCUCCCCCUCCCUCCAACGUCCAAUCCCCAUCCUUAUGCACAGCACUGACUAGCUGCCAGGCUGCGAA